UACGUGCGUGGGUAGGAACUCAGAUACAUACGCACUAAUUGCAAAUGGCCAGUUCCUGUUAUAGUUUUUUUCUUCCUUUUUUUGGAUCCGUUUUGACAAAUUGUAGAAUUUCUCUAUACCCGGUAAAAAUCAGUCUUAGGCAUCAGAAGGGUGAAGAUCGAUUGUGCUUUACUUUAUUUAAUCAAUUGGGAGAAACUGAAUAAGUCAGCUAGAGAAUUUACUGAAGACACGUACAUACGUCCCAAUUCUUACGUGCAGUAGUAUUAUAUAACAGAACUCCCGUUGGUACAGCAUUCCGCACAUUUCACAACCACAUAUAGUACCGCUACUUGCGCAUUCUCAACCGGUUCACAAAAAACGCCUAAAAGCGAACAAAUUCUUUUUUUCAUUCCAAACUGGUCCCCAGAAGAUACGCAAACGCAUGCGUAAAGUAAGACGUUUAUUCCGAAAAAAGUUUGCCGACGUUAUUUAGGAAAUGAGCAAGUGAGAGAGGGGGACACCAGACGUAAGGGAGACAGCGAGUGAUUUAAAUCCUGAAUCACCGCUUGGAGUUUUCCCCCUUCUCAUAAACGAUGCAUGAUCGUCAUGUCAUGAUUGGAUUUCUGAACAAAUAACUAUUACAACAUGAUAAAAAAAACUAGAAGUUAGUCAACAGUGUCAACGAAUGCAUCCCAGUAUCUCAUGGGUCCAACGACAAAUUCAGUGUAUGCAGUUGUCUAUUUUUAAGGAGAGAGCUAUAAGAUGCAGGUCCCCUCUGUGUGUCCGCCUCGUGGCUUCAGGAGUGUCAGUGUCCUGGACCGCCUGCUCCUCACUCACCCUGUCUGGCUGCAGCUGUCCCUCAACCACGACGCCACCUUGCAGAUCCUGCAGAGAGAGCCCCCUGGGGCAUUUCUGGUGUGCAAGUCCCUGCUGUCCCAGAAGGUGCUGUGCGUGCGUCUGACAGAUGACAGUGCCCCUUCUGUCGUCAGGCAGUACAUCAUCCGCGAGGAGGACUCCACUUUCUCCCUGGAGGGCUCCGCCAUCAGCUUCCCCGACCUGUGCCGCCUUGUGGCUUUUUACUGCAUCAGCCGGGACGUGUUACCCUUCCCCCUGGAGCUCCCAGAAGCCAUUGCCAAGGCCUCAUCCCACGGACAGCUGGAGUCCAUCUCACACAUGGGGAUAGAGUUCUGGAGUUCCCACUUGAAUAAUGGGCAGCCCUCAACAGACCAGCUGGCCGAUGGCUCCACACCACAAGAAAGACCGGGCCCAUCCAUGGAGAUGUGCAUGCAGCAUACCCGGGGCUGCCAGGGGGCACUGUGCUUCAUCAACCCCCUUUUCCUGCAGGAGCCUCCCAGCCGUGGUGCCCUGCACAAGCGCCACCGUUUCAAGCGCAGCCUGCGGGUCCGCGUUUCCACAGAGACCUCCUGCAGCUUGUCUCCAACCUCCACCUCACCCCCGGUGGGUCUGCCACCUUCUGGUUGCCCAGAGGACCAAGACUGCAUGAGGAAAAGGGCCACAACAGCAGCACCCCCUCUGAGGAGAACCCCCGCGCUCUCUCCAACCUCUGAAGAGGAUGAUUACCAGAUACCGCUUACUGCGGGUGCUGAGCCCCCCAUCCCUGGGGAGGAGGCUAUGGUAGAUGCCGGGCUGGCCUUGGAGCGCCAGCGGGCGCCCUCCCUCUCCGAGCUGGACAGCAGCAGCUCCUUCAGCAGCCUGGAGGAGGUGGAGGAGCGGCCGGUGGCACCCGCCCUCUGCAGGGCCAGCGCCGCCUUUGUGUCGCUUUUCGCCCCUGAGAAACGUGUGGCCCAGCUGGUGGAGGAGCUGUCCCGGGACCGGCGCUCGGCCUUUGGUUCACUGGUGCAGGACUUCCUGCGGCGCCACCAGGAGGAGCUGAAGCCCUCUGCUGUGCUGCUACCGGCCAGGGAGCUGCUGCAAGGCCUGCGCCUCUUCCUGUCCCAGGCCAAGGGCUUCCUGCUGGACUGUGGGGAGCUGGAGCCCCCUAUUGAGACCCUGGUGCCCGAGAACGAGAAAGACUUGGCCCUGGAGAAGGCCAUGUUUGGCUGUGUUCUAAAGCCGCUGAAGUCCCAGCUGGACCAGACUCUGCUGGCUCUACACGCCCAGGACGGCUCCACCCAGAGGAUGGUGGAGAGUCUGCGUGCCAGUCAGGAGGGCCUGCCGGAACACUUUGGGGUGCGGGUGGGCGUACUGGACUCCCACGGCGUGGAGAGGGCGCGUCAGAAGCUGCUGCUCAUGCAGCGGGCAUAUUCCCCCAUAGACAAGGUUCUGCUGCUGCUGCAAGUAUGCAAGAGUGUCUAUAAGGCCAUGGGCAAUUCAGACCAGGGAUUUGGGGCUGAGGACUUCCUCCCAGCCCUGUCUUAUGUUAUCGUGCAGUGCAACAUGCCAGAGCUCCACGUAGAGGUGGAGUACAUGAUGGAGCUGCUGGAGCCCACGUGGCUCACAGGGGAGGGAGGGUACUAUUUGACAAGUGUCUAUGCCAGCCUGUGCCUUAUCCAGAGUCCGCCAGGGGGCAAUGCUAUAGGCAAAUUGACCAGUGAGGCACAGGAAUCUCUCAGAGAGUGGAGUCAACGCCGAAAUCAGGAGGCCCAGAAUCAGAGGGAAGCCCAGCAGAGCCAGAGGUUUGUGCGCGUGCUCUUCCAGGACGGCGAGCACAGUGCCGUGCGGACGCUGCUGUGGAAGGCAGGUGAAGGCGGCGACGCCCUUGCCCAACUCUGCGCCACCAAGUUCGCUGUGGCCGAGCCUGAGCACUACACCCUCUGCUGGCGAAACGGCGGAGAGACGCAGCCAGUGCAGCCCCAUGUCCAGCUGCAAGACCUGCCCCUCACCAGCGGGGGCACCCCCACGUUCCUAUUCCUGCGCUCUGACCAGGACUUUAGCAAGAUGAGGAAGCUGACCAGAGGGGGUGCUGUGGACCUGGGGGAGUCUGUGUGUGAGGAGUAGAGGAGUGGGUAGGUGGGGCUUUCACUCUGCACGUUUUCCUUUGUGACAGCAGCGGGUCAGCCUUGUUCAUAUUUUUUGCGCUACCUUUGUAUCUGUCAGCUGAUUUUUUUGGCUAAUUUUGAGGGGGUGGAGGAGGGGGAGACCUGAAGAAAAGUUUUAUCAUGUGUUGAAGGAGCUUUCACCAUAUCAGAUAUUGAUCAUACACCAAGCACACCAUGUAACUGUAGAAAAUCAGACCUUGAGAAACCCAUUUUGUUCCAGUAGACGUCAGUGGCGAGAGUCUCAUGGUACCAAAGCUGCACACAUGCUCCAUUGUAACUAUCGCAGGAGUAACACUGUCGCCUGGGCGUGGUCGUCAUCUUCCUGCUACGUGAAUCAUCUGAAGGAGACAACAGGCGCCGUGAUACCAGUGCAUUUGUGCUGGGUUAGGACCUGCACAUUUUUAAUGGGGAAUCUGCCAUCAAGCUCACAACAAGCACGCCAAUCAAGAUGUAUGCUGCAAAAAACAUAAUGAGGCUAUUAUUUUCAUAAAUGUAUUCUUAUUGAGAGUGUUAAAAUGUGUAACUUUUUGAACUAUGCUGAAGACGAAGACUGGAGUUGUGAUCUCCUUACAAGAAAACAAACAUUUAUAUGUCUGCAUUACAGAAGGAUUCAGUUCCUCUGCUUUGGCACAGUUUGACUACCCUAAGAUCCAGUUCCUUUCCAUUGUAUCACCUGCUGUUGUCCACUAGGGAAACAGGGGUCAAUGACCACUGUAAGUUUUGGUUGAAAAACAGGGCAAGAUGACACACAUUUGUUACUGACAUGUAUUUAGGUCCUACAACAAAUACUUUAAAACUGUUUUAUUAUAAAGUCGAUCUUUAAGCAGCAACAUCAAUUUCCAAGAACUUGGGGGUUGUCUGUUUUUUUUUGGAGGCAACUUUGAUUGUUUGAAACCAAAAAUGUUUAAAAACCUGUCUGACUCCUAAUGAAUUAAAUUGUUCGUUUGAAAACGAUUGUCACCCAGCAGAAAUAGCUAAAUGCCUUGACAUGAAAUUUUACUAAUUUUCCUUCAUACUGGAGCACUUUAAACGUAUAUCAAAUAUCCUCUGUUGCAUUCAAAAUUUUUGUAUCCAAAUGAUAAAUCUAAUAUUAUAUAAGUUUCAAUACAAUUUGUUUAUGGGUGUAUUUGCGCAUGCAUGCAGUGUGUUUUGCAGCGGUGAUGUAAAAUGCAUGUGUUGUACACUUAGCAAAGUCCUUCCAGAGCAAACUGUCCUCCUUUGAUCUGCUGCUGCAUUGUAUUAUGCUACAAAAAAAAAACUGCAAUAAAAUUGAAUUAUCUCAAAA
Paramormyrops kingsleyae is the source of this 4263-nucleotide messenger RNA. The record is from RefSeq and is a predicted model, not a curated record. Lineage: Eukaryota; Metazoa; Chordata; Actinopteri; Osteoglossiformes; Mormyridae.